CCCUUCUAUUCGACUGCUCACAAAAUCCCCUCCUCACCAUCACGGCAUCACCCUGCCACAACAAGAAUAAGCAGCCGCAGUCGCAACCGGAUGCGAUCGCGAGAGAGCUUAGCGAAGGGGAUUCACGAAAGCAUUGGUUUGAGAGGAACAGAUGAAUCGACGAAGCCGCAGCAGCCGGGCAUCGCCACCACCCCCCAACAUUUUUCCACGCUCUCGCCAACAGCCGCGCGACCAAAGGUAGCAGCAGCGCCAGCCCUCCGUCGACCCUCCUCUUUCCCUCGAGAACCCCCAGAGUUCCAGCCUCCAUCCGCAUGGCCUUAUUAGCAAGCUUUUGGAACGAUGCAAAGGAG
This is a messenger RNA of Linum tenue, 350 nucleotides long. Lineage: Eukaryota; Viridiplantae; Streptophyta; Magnoliopsida; Malpighiales; Linaceae. The record is from the annotation of a GenBank genome assembly.